This is a messenger RNA of Lottia gigantea (owl limpet), 445 nucleotides long. RefSeq lists its product as hypothetical. Gene Ontology annotation, cellular component: membrane. The transcript has 3 exons. The annotation marks the transcript as partial. Gene Ontology annotation, molecular function: calcium ion binding. The record is from RefSeq and is a predicted model, not a curated record. Gene Ontology annotation, biological process: homophilic cell-cell adhesion. Lineage: Eukaryota; Metazoa; Mollusca; Gastropoda; Lottiidae.
ACACCAAGUGGUAACUUAACAUAUGAUAUUUUAAGUAUUACAACCAGCAAUAGUAAUCCAUUCAACUUCAAUCUACGUGACUAUUUCGUUCAGAGUCCUACAACUGGUGACGUUUAUAUAGCACAGGCUUUGAUUAAUGAAGGUGUACCAAGUAACUAUAAUUUGACGUUACGUGUACGAGAUCAAGCUGUGCCACCUAAAUCUGACAUAGGAACAAUGUUAAUAACAUUAGUACGUAAUAUCAACCCACCAAGAUUUGCUGCUUUAAACUAUAAUGGAACAGUAGAUACAACAUGGCAGAUUGGUCGAGUCAUUUUCAACGUUUCUGCUUUCGAUGAGGAUAGAAAUGUUCCCCUCAAUCGAGAUACCCUAAAUGCUCUGUUUGAUUAUUAUAUUGAUCCANAUGAUGCUAAAGCUAAUCAAUAUUUUGGUGUAAAUGAGAAUG